Messenger RNA from Ostrinia nubilalis (European corn borer), 310 nucleotides. It is a transcript of the gene sloth2, whose product is annotated as ubiquinol-cytochrome-c reductase complex assembly factor 6. The record is from RefSeq and is a predicted model, not a curated record. Gene Ontology annotation, biological process: mitochondrial respiratory chain complex III assembly. The transcript has a single exon. Lineage: Eukaryota; Metazoa; Arthropoda; Insecta; Lepidoptera; Crambidae. Bases 1 to 207 code for a protein of 68 amino acids.
AUGCCUGCCGGAGUGACUUGGGGCCAGUACCUCACGUUUUCGUUUGCCGCGAUGUUCUCCAUGUUAGCUGGAUCUCAAUUGGUACAUCAACAUUACAAACCACUGCAAAACCUAAACGAUUACAUCAAUAAUGAACUCAAAAACUUCCCUGAUCACAUUCAAGCCAAGAUUAGAAAGGAACUGCAGGAAGAAGGUGUUCUCAAGUAAUUUAGUAUUUAUUUAUUUAUUUGUAAGAUGUUAUCAGAAGUGUAAAUAGUUUAGUACUUUUUCUUAGAUUCAAAUUUCAAAUCAAUAAAAUGGUUGAAUUUUA